Messenger RNA from Dreissena polymorpha, 513 nucleotides. RefSeq names its product transcription factor HES-4-B-like. Gene Ontology annotation, molecular function: DNA-binding transcription factor activity, RNA polymerase II-specific; RNA polymerase II cis-regulatory region sequence-specific DNA binding. Gene Ontology annotation, cellular component: nucleus. Bases 1 to 513 code for a protein of 170 amino acids. The transcript has a single exon. The record is from RefSeq and is a predicted model, not a curated record. Gene Ontology annotation, biological process: anterior/posterior pattern specification; regulation of neurogenesis; regulation of transcription by RNA polymerase II. Lineage: Eukaryota; Metazoa; Mollusca; Bivalvia; Myida; Dreissenidae.
AUGACGCGUGUAGACAAGGCUGACAUUCUUGAUCUCACAGUGCUCCACCUUCAGCAGCUUCAACAACCCCACCGCUCAGUUUCCAUGGCAACCGAGUUGGCCGCCUACCAAAUCGGGUUCCAGGCUUGUGUAAGGGAGGUUAUGACGUAUCUAACCUCACAGAAAUAUGCAGAUAUGAAGACGAUCAAAGCGCUGAGUGAUCAUCUACAAGCGACACAGCAUGUUCCUCAAAGGUGUGUCCGAAAUCAAACGCCCGUCGGACAUCAGACGUCUACCCCAGUGAGAAUGAAUGACGUCAGCAAAACGUCGACAUACACUCUCAACACUUUGGAUUUUUCUCUAAACACGAGCAUCUCGCUCUCAAGCAACGAGAGUACAUCAGACUCGUGUUACUCGAGUAUGAAUGUCUCAUCAACUGAAAACAGCGACGUCAUAUCUGAAGGCGAUGUUUCUAUUGGAUAUGGCGAAAAAAUUGGUCACAUGUUUAAAGAAACACUGUGGAGACCGUUUUAG